AUGUCUCUUAUAUCUAGUCCUUUUUUUUCUCUUUCUUUUUCUUUAUGGGCUUGGGUGACGAUUAAGUUGGAACUGCUUUCUCUCUCUCUCACCCUCUCUCUCUCUGUCUCUCUCUCCUUCGUCUUGGUGUGGCAGCAUUCUCCUUUGAGAUCUUUUCUUCCUUUCUUUCCUUGUCCCAUAACGGCAUUCCGCGUACGUCGUAGUUUAUUUCCCAGAAUCCAAACAUUUCUUUCGCGUUCCUCGCGCUUGCGUUCGGUCGUCUGUUCGAGGUUCGAAGAUGGACUUUUUUUUUGCAUAACCAACCAAAACUUUUGCGUUUAUAGCAAACGCGCCCAUCUAUUCCAUUCGAAGAUGAAUUCUCUUUCUUGUACCCAACCAAAUCUUUCGCUGACUCGCCCUUCCAACAUACACACUAACACGUACACACACACGUCUAUCUAUCUAUCUAUCUAUCUAUCUAUCUAUCUAUCUAUCUUUUUGAAAAGUUCUUGA
Acanthosepion pharaonis is the source of this 492-nucleotide messenger RNA. Lineage: Eukaryota; Metazoa; Mollusca; Cephalopoda; Sepiida; Sepiidae. The record is from the annotation of a GenBank genome assembly.